CACCUCCUCCGCCGCUCCGGCCGCCCUCCCAUCCCGACCACCACCAUGCGCGAUCCGGGUCGCAACCUCCUCGCCCCCAUCCUCCUCCUCGUCAUCUCUCUCCACCCGCUCUCCCUCGCCGCCCGCCCCUUCUUCCUCAUCCUCUCCCAGGACGACCUGAAGGAGGCCUCCGCCGCCGCCCCCCCGGACGAGCUCGUCGACUCCGCCGACUGGGACGAGUUCGGCGACUCCGAGUCCCGCCCCGAGGAGGAGCUCGAUCCGGGCUCGUGGCGCCCGAUGUUCGAGCCCGACGGCGGCGAUCCCCUCCCCCCCGCCGCCGGCGGAUCCGCGCCGGAGGAGCUCUACUACUCCGGCGUGUCGAAGAUGAUGGCCGCCGCCAGCUCCGGCGAGGGGCGGCUGAUGGAGGAGGCCGUGUCGGAGUUCGAGGACGGCGCCGCCGCGGGCUACGCGCACGCGCAGUCGGCGCUAGGGUUCCUGUACGGGAUGGGGCAGAUGAGGGAUCGGAGCAAGGGCAAGGCGUUCUUGUACCACCAUUUCGCCGCCGAGGGAGGGAAUAUGCAGUCUAAGAUGGCGCUUGCUUACACCUACAUGCGUCAAGAUAUGUAUGAUAAAGCAGUCAAGCUGUAUGCCGAGUUAGCAGAGGUAGCUGUAAAUAGCUUUUUAAUCACGAAAGAGUCUCCUGUUAUAGAACCAGUUAGGAUUCACAACGGAGCUGAGGAGAAUAAAGAAGCUCUGAGAAAGUCUCGAGGUGAGGACGACGAGGACUUCCAGAUAUUGGAGUACCAGGCGCAGAAGGGGAAUGCGAUCGCAAUGUACAAAGUGGGGCUGUUCUAUUAUUUUGGCCUGAGAGGAUUGAGGCGAGACCAUAAGAAAGCAUUGUUUUGGUUUCUAAAGGCUGUGGAGAAGGGCGAGCCAAGGUCAAUGGAACUCCUUGGGGAGAUAUAUGCUAGGGGAGCUGGAGUUGAGAGGAACUAUACAAAGGCUUUUGAGUGGCUAAAGCUUGCCUCCCGGCAGCAGCUUUACUCGGCUUAUAAUGGAAUGGGCUAUCUAUACGUCAAAGGUUACGGAGUGGAAAAGAAGAACUACACUAAGGCAAAGGAGUACUUUGAGAGGGCUGCUGAAAAUGAUGAGGCUGGUGGGCACUAUAACCUGGGGGUAAUGUAUCUUAAAGGCAUUGGGGUGACAAGAGACGUGAUGGUAGCGUGCAAAUACUUCAUAUCGGCUGCCAAUGCAGGCCAACCAAAGGCAUUCUACCAGCUAGCAAAAAUGUUCCAUACAGGUGUAGGGCUCAAGAAAAAUCUUCCCAUGGCUACUACAUUGUAUAAGCUAGUUGCAGAGAGGGGACCAUGGGGAUCUUUGUCAAGAUGGGCCCUUGAAUCAUAUUUAAAGGGUGAUGUGGGCAAGGCGUUCCUCUUGUACUCAAGGAUGGCUGAGUUGGGCUAUGAGGUGGCACAAAGUAAUGCUGCAUGGAUUCUUGACAAGUAUGGUGAGCGCAGCAUGUGCAUGGGGGAAGCAGGAUUCUGCACAGAUGCAGAACGACACCAACGAUCACAUUAUUUAUGGUGGCAAGCUUCUGAGCAAGGAAACGAGCAUGCUGCUUUGCUGAUCGGAGAUGCAUACUAUUAUGGACGGGGUACCGAAAGAGAUUACGAACGUGCAGCAGAGGCUUACAUGCAUGCGAAAUCCCAAUCUAAUACACAAGCCAUGUUCAAUCUUGGUUACAUGCAUGAACAUGGCCAGGGUCUUCCUUUUGAUCUUCAUUUAGCAAAACGCUAUUAUGAUCAAGCCCUUGAGAAUGAUCCCGCUGCAAAACUGCCUGUUACUCUGGCCCUCGCAAGCUUAUGGAUACGGAAGAAUUAUGCUGACAGCUUCCUGGUCAAUUUUAUUGAUUCACUGCCUGAGGCUUAUCCGAAGGUGGAAGAAUGGGUAGAUAAUGUGAUUUUGGAAGAAGGAAACGCCACAAUACUCACGCUCUUUGUCUGUCUCCUUACGGUCUUGUAUCUCCGCGAGCGGCAGCGCAGGCAUGCCGCUGCAGCCGUUGGCGUGGUUGGAGGGCAACAGCAACCGAUCGAACCUGUGGUGCCUGGACUCAAUUAACUGCCCGUCGUCGUCGCGUCCAUUUCCUGUUUCCAUGAGGUUCACAUUAACUCUCGAGGGGGCAACAUGUGGGGGUUUUUCAUGAUGUUUGUAUAGCUGAUUGUUUUCCUUUUUGUUCAUUUAAUGGCAGCAAUUUUUGUUUAAUGAACACUGUAACAUAGAGAGAGAGAGAGAGUAGGUAGGGAGAGGAAACUUACGAAAUAAGAGUUGUCUUGUUCUUCUUCAUGAUUGACACAAAUGUAUUUAUAGAGUAUUCUCACAGUGCCAAUUUCAGCAGUACAAGAUAGAAAAUGUCUUCCAGUUUCUGCCA
Syzygium oleosum is the source of this 2407-nucleotide messenger RNA. RefSeq names its product ERAD-associated E3 ubiquitin-protein ligase component HRD3A-like. Bases 46 to 2097 code for a protein of 683 amino acids. The record is from RefSeq and is a predicted model, not a curated record. Lineage: Eukaryota; Viridiplantae; Streptophyta; Magnoliopsida; Myrtales; Myrtaceae. The transcript has 6 exons. Gene Ontology annotation, molecular function: protein binding.